CACAAACCCGUGCGUCCUCUUGCAGCCCACAAUGCGUUGUUGCUUCUCUCCCUGCUGUGUCGCUUCUUUGCUCGUAAUUUGCAGCGUCCACGUGGAUGCCUACUUCGGAUCUCCGCCAUACCGCCUCCCGACGUCUGGCGUGGACGAAGAGAGAGGUGGGCGCCUUCUUCUCGUUCAACAUGAUCACCAUGCUCGCCAACGUCAGCAACACCCAGUACUUCUGCAUCGGAGUUGGCGGAGACGCCAAGUGGCUCCCGUCUCCGGACACCUUCAAUCCGGACAUGCUCGACGUGGAGCAGUGGGUCCGGACGGCAGUGGCGAUGGGAGCCAAGUACGCGGUGCUGACGGCUCAGCACUGCGGCGGGUUCAGCAUGUGGCCUACAGACGUUUACGACGAGACGGGCUUCAACUACACCUACAGCACCAGGUACUCGAGUUUCCGCGGAGGUAACUACGACGUCGUGAAGGACUUCGUAUCCGCGUGCGCAAAGUACGGGAUUCAGCCGGGCAUCUACUACAGCCUCAACCAGAACUUUUACCUCAAUUCUGCACACGGUGCUGUGCUGAACACUUCGCUUAUCCCCGGACAAGCAAAGGUGACCCAGGACCUGUACAAUAAGAUUGUGCUGGCUCAGAUGAGAGAGCUGUGGACUAACUAUGGAGAGCUGUCCGAGAUCUGGUUCGACGGAGCCUGCUCGUGUGCCGUGGCAUCAGCCAAACCAUCGGAGAUUUGCUUGUCUCCACUCAACCCCACGCAGUCUACUUCCAAGGCUGCACUGCAAACCUCCACAAUGUAAUCAGGUGGGUAGGGACAGAGAGUGGGUUGCAAACCUAUCCAAUCUGGAGCUCCUCUGUCGACUGCGAAAGUUCUCACGGAAGUCCAAAAGGUGGUUACUUUUGCCCGGCAGAGUCGGACACCACACUCCAACUGUUUGACCAGUGGUUCUGGAGAGCUGGCCACCCCAUUCGCAGUCUCUCUGACCUGCAGCAGGUCUACUACCAUACUGUGGGGCAGAACACCAACCUCCUCCUCAAUGCACCGGCCAACAGCUCUGGACUCAUCGAGGAAGCCUCUUUCCAAAGGUACCAAGAGUUUGGACAGUGGGUGGAGAACUGUUUUAGCCGGUCUGUAGUCACGACACAGGGCAUCGGGUAUGACUUGCAGCUGAGAAGACGCGACCUUCAACCCAUGCUGUUUGACCAUGUUCUCAUCAGCGAGGACCUCAGCAUGGGUCAACUGGUGCUCAACUUCUCCGUGAGUGCUCUCCUACCCAACUCGACCGAGAAGCUGCUAAUCGAGGGGGAGUCCCUGGGAACAAGUUCAUUAGACCUGUGACUGCAGUCAACGCCAGCAAGGUGUUGCUGCACGUCUCGGCAGCCUUUGCUGAACCGAAGUUUCGGCAGUUCAGUGUCCACAACUGCAACCACACUGAUAAAUUCUGAAAGCAUACCAUAGCCGAUUGUACAUGUGUGUAUUUAUGAUUUGUUUCAUUAUGUUAGGGGUUGCAUGCAAGAUCAAACGGCGUGAAAGCAUACACCUUUCAGCAGAUCACAUGCUCGGUCAACGUUUUGCUUUUUGCUGGCUCAAAAUUGCCUGUCUGACCAAGUCAUAUAUAGCACAUGUCAACUACCAGUAUUAUUUAAUGU
Messenger RNA from Geodia barretti, 1647 nucleotides. Lineage: Eukaryota; Metazoa; Porifera; Demospongiae; Tetractinellida; Geodiidae. The record is from the annotation of a GenBank genome assembly.